This is a messenger RNA of Nerophis lumbriciformis (worm pipefish), 3190 nucleotides long. Its product is annotated as cysteine repeat modular protein 2. NCBI's taxonomy places the organism in Eukaryota, Metazoa, Chordata, Actinopteri, Syngnathiformes, Syngnathidae. The record is from RefSeq and is a predicted model, not a curated record.
UGUGUGUGUGUGUGUGUGUGAGAGAGAGUGCCUCACUUGCUGCAUGCACUGCGUCGGUGGGAGUCGGUCAGCAGCGCUGCCUCCUCUUCCCCACUUGCUGCCGCACAAAAGUCCCCCGGCUCCCACGGCAAUGAGGUCCCUCUUCGUCUUCCGCUUCUUCUCCGGUGCGAUCCGGAUCAUCUUCCUCCUGUGUUGCUGUGUUUCUCACGCUGGCUGCAAAGCUCCAUCGCCUUGCCCGAGCGGACAGUUUCUGCUGAAGAGCCAGUGCGUCCUCUGUCAUCCCACCUGCUUUGAGUGCCAGGGGCAUGAGCUGUUUGAAUGCACUACCUGUGGAGUGGAUGAAGAUGGACAGGAACGUUUCCUCCACCAAGGUCGCUGUCGGACCCACUGCCCGCGGGGACUGUAUCCUGACAGGGGUCACUAUGCCUGCCUGCCCUGCAAAGCCAACUGUGAACUCUGCACAGAUGGCAACAUAUGUGCCAAAUGUCGAGAACACUACAAACUCCACAAUGGGCUUUGCCAAACAGCGCUCUGUGAUAUAGGACAGGUUCAGGAUCCUGACACCGGCGAGUGCAUUGACUGUGAAAUAGGCUGUAAAACAUGUUCCACAGAAGAGCCAGAGAUGUGCAACAGCUGUGCCGAAGGUUAUUUUCUUUUCAGACACCAGUGUCGCAAGCACUGUCCCCGCAGCACAUAUGAGGACUGGAGCAGGGGUGUGUGUUUGUCCUGUCCCACAUCCUGCACAGACUGUAGGAGUGACGCACGCUGCCUUGCCUGCCAGCCUGCUUACUUCUUAUAUGGAGACAAUUGUGUUCAACAAUGCCCGCAGCAGACCUUCACUGACACCACUGGGUGGCGCUGUGAGUCUUGCCACAGCUCCUGCCAGACAUGUCACGGGCCUCGGUCUACAGACUGUGACCUUUGUCUUGCCGGAAACCCUCCUCUUCAUGGGCAGUGCCCUCUGGCUAACUGCCCAUUGGGCCACUACUUUGAUGCUGAAUAUGCUAAAUGUCACACCUGUGACAUGUCCUGCAAGACCUGCUUUGGCCCACAACCACUGGAUUGUUCCUCUUGUUUUGAAGGCUAUUUCCUGGACCAGGAAAGUUCUUGUGUGGUGCAGUGUCCCUCCGGCUCCUACGCUAACUCCGCCACUCAGCUGUGUGAGAGCUGCUCGCCUAACUGCGAAGCUUGCGUGGGCGCCAGCGAUAACUGCAUCAGCUGCUCCAAGCAGGGCAGCUUUAAGCUCUUUCUCCACCAAGGGAUGUGCUGGUCAAAUUGCCCAGAGGGUUACUUUGAGACAGCAGAGGGGUCAUGUGACGCCUGCAACACUCCCUGCCUCACGUGUGACGCUGUCAGCACAAAGUGUCUGUCCUGCACUGACGGCCACUACUUGGAGGGCGGCGUGUGCACGCUUAACUGUUCACUGGGCACGUACCCUGCAGACGACGCCACCUGCAGACGCUGCCCCCCACAUUGCGACGUCUGCGCCGAUGACAGGACCUGUUACAAAUGUAGUUUCUUAUACCUGAUGCUAAAUGGCGCAUGUAAGGCUAAUUGUCCAAUGGGCUACUAUGAGGACCUGGAUGUGGGCCGCUGCGGUCUAUGCCACCCCACCUGUGGCAGCUGUUCUGGACCUUUGGCAGACGACUGUGACACCUGCUCCACAUUCAGUCCCAAACUCUAUAAGGGCACAUGUUCAAAGGUGUGCCAGACUGGCACCUACUAUGAGGAUGCAGCUGCAGAGUGUCAAGAGUGCCAUCAGACUUGUACAAGCUGCUCCGGACCAGACCCGAACCAGUGCACCCAGUGUGAACGGGGCCUGGUGCUGGACCCGAACACACUCCUAUGUGGGGUGACCGGUGAUAGCGACUGCCCCCCGAAGACCUUCCUGCACGACGACCAGUUCACAUGCAUAGGCUGCCAUCGCCACUGCUACUCCUGCGAAGGGCCUGGCAGCCAUGAGUGUCUCACUUGUGCUGUCCCAACAUACCUUCACAACAGGACUUGCGUGAACGAGUGUCCAGCUGGUACGUACACGACGAGGCAGGAGGCAGACGGAACCCAGCUGGGGUUCUGUUUACCGUGUGACCGCGUGUGCGCCACCUGUACAGGGGUGUCGCCCAAAGACUGCCUGGCGUGUGCACCCGGAUACUUACACCUCCUUCAUCUGUGUGUCAGCCAUUGUCCUACCGGGUACUACCAAGCCGGCGUCCACUGUAAGAAAUGCGACCACUCCUGUGAGAUGUGCACGGGUCCGGGACCAGAGUCCUGUCGGCCUUGUCUCCCUCCUCUUCUGGAGCUGCAAGGAACCAAGAUGUGUGUUGAACGUUGCCCACAACGCUUCUACCAGCUGGACGAGGUGUGCAAGCAGUGCCACAUCAGUUGUCGCACCUGCACAGACGCCUCUCCUCAGAGCUGUGUGACGUGCGACAAUGGCAGCACGCUGAAGGACAAAGUCUGUUAUCCACGCUGUGAGGAGGGGAAGUACUUCACUGAAGAGGCAACCUGUGCGCCAUGUGACCGCUCAUGCAAACACUGCAGUGGUCCCAGACCUGACCAGUGUCUGAUUUGUCACCAAGAUUUUGGUCUUCACGCCGUGGAGAGUCGCUGUGCCCGCUGCUGCCGGGCAGGCGGCAACCAUUCAGACUGUUGUGUUUGUGACAGCCGCUCAGCUCUGUGUGUGGAGAUCACCGGACCCAGGUCAGGCGAGGAGCUGGUGACCGACAUGAACAUGUCAUCGAGAGUGCUCAAACACACCUCGGUGGCCGCGCCCGUAGCCCUGCUGGCGGUGCUGGUUUUGGCUGUGCUGGCCUUGGCUUUGGUGAAGGCCCGAGCCAGGAAGAGGCUCUGCUGGAAGCAAAGUUACGAGAGACUGAGCGGCAGCGCCAACAUGCCUCACGGCGUGCCUGAACCGGACAGCGGGGACGAGGUGGACGUGGUGUACACCAGCAGAGGAGGCUCGGUGUAUCGGCGCUACAGUUUCAUCCACGAGCGGGACGCCCACGCUGAUCCUGUGGACGAGAGCACUUGUCUCAACCAGUCCUAGACCGGACCCCCCUGAAGGGUACCAACUGAGAACACUGUGAUGUGUACGCCAGGUCACUAGAUGGCAGCCUUUGUGGCACAAGUCACCGUAUCAAUAGGAGGAGUUUUAGUGGUUCAAAAGUAAAAUGAUGAAUAUUUGUUGCUA